AUGUCACGAAGUGGGGCUGUCAGCAUCAACUUGGAUGACGUUUUUAGCAACCUUCCAACAUUGACCACUGGCGACAAUUUCAAGUCGUCCGAGGCCGGAAGUAGAAGCCGUAAAACAACUGCCUCAAGUGUGUCCACUGUGAGAGAAGUUCCUAUCGGGAAUGGAGUUCGCUCGAACACUACCUCCACUGUUGUUGGCCACCAUCAACAUCAUCAACAAGCAGUGUCUGCACCACCACCACCGGUCAACGCAACCCCAAUUUCUCACUACUACGACGCUACUCCAACUGCUGACCCACUUUUGGAUUCGAUUUUCUCCGCUGUGACUCUCCCAACUGUCAAUCUGAACGGAGGUCAUGACGAUGCUCUCCGUCACCUAGACGAAGCUCUUUAUGGAGAAGACCACGAAUCCAUCGUCAGUGAGCCACCAUUCCAGGCCCCGAGUCAUGUUAGCUCGUCACAUGUAACUUCCCAUGUCAGCUCUCAUGGACACAACUACGCCAGCGCUAACCACCCACAAAAUGCUUCGAGCGUAGUGUCCAAUGGUUCUGCCGUCAAGCACUACGACGCUUAUGGAUCUGAGCCCCAACCGGAUUACGAGGAUGAGAAAAGUGACCAUUUCAAUCUUCAUCAUCAAUACCCAGUGAGAUCUGUGCCCAUCAACCGCGAUCGCUCGAACACCCUCGACAGUGCUGCAUCGUUUGCCGAGAGCCGUUUCGGACAAUUCGACGUCCACGACGACCAUGACCGUUACAAUGGAGAGGAAAUCAACCUCCAUCAUAACGAAGUUGCUUACGAGCGCCCAGAAGCCACUCACGUUUUUAGCUCCCCAGGAAGCGUCGUAUCUCAUCACACCCAGGCUUCUUUCCAUACUGGCGGAACUCAGAAAUUGAGAAAUCUUCAACGCCAAGUCGAGGAUGCUCGUCAAAAGAAAGCUCAACUUUCUCACCAAGUCGAACGCCAACGCGCUGACAACGACCGAGUAGCUCAUGCUAAUUUGGCUCGUGAGGCUUCACUUAAAGUUCACAACAUUGGACAAGGAGCUAAGCCACUCGGUUACCAUGUGCGCUCUUACAGUCAUGAUCAUCAUGACCAUCAUCAUCAUCUUCCACCGCAGCCAAAAUCAAGUCACUCUUCCAAGAGCGUCGACUCUAGCAUCUACGAAGAGGAGGAAGUUCGUGUCAGUCCACUCGCUGCCAAGCAGAAGGCUUCUGGAGAGCAUAUUGCCAAUAGCGGAAAGUACGAGCUCAUCGUCCCACAAUACUAUGUUGUUGAAAACUUCUCCAAGAAUGAUAAGAUUAACAAAGUCAUUAUUGGAGGAGACGCUCCAAGCAGCGACGAUGACAAAACUCUUCUCUUGUUCGGACCCGUCGGAUCUGGAAAGACUUCUGCUAUCACUAGCAUGAUGAACUUCUUGUAUGACAUCAAGAAGGAGAACAAUUUCAGAUUUGUUUUGGACGAACAUGUGAACGCCACCACUGGGCUCACCGCCUACGUGUUCAACAACACCGUUCUUCCGUACAACGUCACUGUUGUUGACACGCCUGGAGUCGAGGACCGAAUGGGAAAUAAGACUGUUUCUAGGCUAAUCAAGCAAUGGUUUGAGAAGGAGCUUUUGGAGUCUGGAGCUUUCCGUUUGGAUGCGAUCUCUAUUGUCCUGAAGCACGACGAGAAUCAAUUGGGAUGGCCAUUCAUCUAUGAACUCGCUGAUGUGAAGAGAAUGUUUGGAGAUGACUUGAAAACCAAUGUGCUCCCAAUCAUUACCAAUUCUGAAGUCCUCCCACAACCCAUCGCCAUUAAAUCGCUCACCCAAGCCAACAUCUCCUUCCUCGAGUACUACAAAGUGAACAACUCUGGAUUUGCGCCACUCCCAACUGGAAUCUCAAAGCUUCAACAUAACCUCUACUGGACUCACGGAACGGCCUCCUUGGAGAAUCUUUUCAGAGAUUUGCAAGAAACCGUCCACCCACUCGUUGCCAUUCUCCGACACAACAAGGGACAGAAAGUGGAACAGGCUCCAGUGUUCGCCGACAAAGUUUUGUAUUAA
This is a messenger RNA of Caenorhabditis briggsae, 2046 nucleotides long. The transcript has 12 exons. The record is from RefSeq and is a predicted model, not a curated record. NCBI's taxonomy places the organism in Eukaryota, Metazoa, Nematoda, Chromadorea, Rhabditida, Rhabditidae. Bases 1 to 2046 code for a protein of 681 amino acids.